CUCCAUCAGAUAUUUUUGCUUGAGCUACACUCUGCUGAUGGCGGCCUCGCGAUGACACACAGGUUUCGAUCAACCCAGACGCCAGGUAACCACCAUGAAGAGGAUCUUAGGAUUCGUAGGAAGGGUUCGUCGCCGGAGCAAAAAUAACGAAAAUAAAAAAAAAAACGUCCUCGGUCAGGCUCGAACUGACAACCUCCUGAUUAACAGUCAGACGCGCUAACCAGUUGCGCCACGAAGACGAAUUGUUGAAAAUUAUUCGUGCUACUUUGAACUAUGUGGGUAACCUGGAUCUGUGCAGCUGUAAAGCCGAGGUCAACUCACAUGAACCCAUCCGAGCCACCUCCGAGACCCCAGUGUCUGCAUCGCUCACUCAUCCUCCUCUCACCUUUAUUCUUCAAUCUUUCUCUCAGAUAUUUACUAUACGGCCAUGUCCGACUCGGAUUCUAAGCGGUCAAUUCCGCAAUGGCAACGGCAGCAUUCGUCCCCUCCACCAGCCUCUGAUGGCAGCAAAGAUGCCGAUAACGAUGUUGAUCGGUCAACGCUCUUGGAGCAAGCUUCGAAAUUCCUCCAGGACGACUCAAUCCGGGAUGCGUCUACUGAUCGCAAGAUUGCAUUCUUAGAGUCAAAGGGUCUUACGGCUCCAGAAAUCGACAAUGUGCUUGGUGUAUCGCGAAACCCCGAAGCCAGCGCCAUCGCCAGCAGCGGCUCGGCCGAGGAGAAGGGUACCACUUCAAGUUCAGAGGCCUCUGCAGAGGCUUCGGAGACUCCCGUUACCCCCAAUCAACACUCUCCUGCUUCGGCAUCGCCAGCUCCAUCUUCGGGCAAUAGCCAGGUCAACUCGGCAGCUCGCCGCGAUGUACCCCCCAUCAUCACCUACCCCGAAUUCCUUCUCCACCAAUCCAAGCCGCCCCCUCUUGUCACCCUCCAGAGCGUUCUAUAUACCCUCUACGGCGCCGCGGGCCUCGGUGCCACUAUAUACGGCGCUAGUGAAUACAUCGUGAAGCCGAUGCUCGCCACCCUCACAGACGCGCGCCUCGACCUAGCUGGAACCACCGAGGAUAACUUGAAGAAGCUCAACGAGAAAUUAGAACAAAACGUCUCCCAGCUCCCACCCAGUCUUCUCGCCUCUAAAUCCACCGCACCUUCUAUCAGUGACACGGAGGAUGACGUGGAAUCCAUAACCUCCGACCCGACUGAGCUCUUCCAUCGGGACAUUGGCACCCAGACAUCCCAAGACCUCACCCAACCCCCCUCUGCCACGGCGGAUGCAUCCUCGGCAACAGACCCAGAAUCAGUCGACCCGACAGCAACAAUAACAUCGCAUCAGAAACGCCUCGAAUCCAUCGGCUCCCAUCUCCGCGAGGUUGAAGACGCGCAGUCCCAAUCCAGCACCCUCCACGAUACAACCCGCAGCCGCAUCAGCGAUCUCCAGCGCUACCUCGACGGCCUCCUCUACUCCAAGAACUCAUACCCUUACACUGCGACAACGGGAUACGGAGCCUUUAGCACCCCAGGCCUAGACUCUGGUAGCGCUGCGGCAACGGGUGUCAGAAAGGCCGAGGAGGAUGCGAUAUCUAACUUUAGGGCUGAUAUUAGGGGCGUUAAGGGAGCUUUGCUUAGUGCGAGAAACUUCCCCUCAGGGAGGACCGCGGGCUUGCGAUCUUCAUUCGCUCGGUGAUGGUUGCGGAGUGCAGCGAUUUGCUUUUAUACCAGCUCCAUUGUUUUGUUUCUAGCGGCUCUCGUGAUUUUUGUAAUGUACCAUCUGGUAGCAUAGAUGGCACUGUAUAUUUUGAUUCUACGAUAGGCAUCAUCCAUUCCAAGUAAUUUGGUGCAUUUCACUGAAAUGAUGGGUUUAGAUUGUUUAGAUUGUUCAUUUCUCUGAUGUGUCGCACCUUAGUAUAUAUAUAUAUCCGCUUAUCUUGUAUCCACCCAAAACAAUAGUAACAUCUACUUAAAGAAAACA
Messenger RNA from Aspergillus versicolor CBS 583.65, 1963 nucleotides. Its product is annotated as peroxisomal membrane protein PEX14. The record is from RefSeq and is a predicted model, not a curated record. The coding region runs from base 428 to 1678 and encodes 416 amino acids. Gene Ontology annotation, biological process: protein import into peroxisome matrix, docking. Lineage: Eukaryota; Fungi; Ascomycota; Eurotiomycetes; Eurotiales; Aspergillaceae. Gene Ontology annotation, cellular component: peroxisomal membrane; peroxisomal importomer complex. The transcript has a single exon. Gene Ontology annotation, molecular function: signaling receptor binding.